Messenger RNA from Vigna angularis (adzuki bean), 700 nucleotides. Its product is annotated as 17.3 kDa class II heat shock protein. The record is from RefSeq and is a predicted model, not a curated record. The transcript has a single exon. Bases 162 to 536 code for a protein of 124 amino acids. Gene Ontology annotation, biological process: protein folding; protein complex oligomerization; response to salt stress. NCBI's taxonomy places the organism in Eukaryota, Viridiplantae, Streptophyta, Magnoliopsida, Fabales, Fabaceae.
CUCUCUGGACGUGCGUGCGACAUGCCUGUAACUUCCUACUAUUAUUAUGUGAAUGUUUCUGGACGUGCGUGCGACAUGUCUGGAACUUCCUACUCUUAUUCUGUGAAUGUUUCUGGAACUUCCUACUCUUAUUCUGUGAAUGUUUCUGGACGUGCGUUUGGAUGUGGCUGGAUGCAAAAGCAGCGCGAGAUGCAAAAGUAUUGGCCACUCCUGCUGAUGUUAAGGAAUAUGGGAACUCUUAUGUGUUCGUGAUCGACAUGCCUGGCCUGAAAUCUGAAGACAUUAAGGUGAUGGAAGAGGACAACGCGUUAAUCGUUAGCAGCGAGAGGAAGAGGGAGGAGGAGAAAGAAGGAGUUAAGUAUUUGAGGAUGGAGAGAAAAAUGGGAAAGUUCAUGCGCAAGUUUAUACUUCCAGACAAUGUCAACACUGAUGCCAUAUCUGCUGUCUGCCAGGAUGGUGUGCUCAUCGUCACCGUCAACAAGUUGCUUCCUCCUGAACCCAAGAAGCCCAAGAUUAUUGAGGUCAAGAUUGGUUAAAUUUCUUGAUUUUCAAGAUCAGUGGCAUUGCACUGUAUUACACCCCUGUUAUUUGGUUAUAUGGUUUUUGUUUUUUCUUGCGUUUUUGUUGGUCUGACUUUGAAUGUGAUCCGAAUGCAGCGAUAUAAUGUAUGCUUUGAAUUGAACUUCUCAAGUAGUAUGAU